Molecule: messenger RNA, 407 nt
Organism: Rotaria sp. Silwood2
Lineage: Eukaryota; Metazoa; Rotifera; Eurotatoria; Philodinida; Philodinidae
Source: the annotation of a GenBank genome assembly
CCCCCGGCCCAACAAUUUUUACCGCUUGGCCCGCCCGGCCCGAAAGAAAAGCUUCGUUGGGCCGGGCCGGGCCGAGCCGGGCUCGGGCCGGGCGGGCCGGGCCGGUCCACUGGGCCGGGUGGCCCGUUUCGAGCCCUGCUGGAUAAGUUGACUUUUACUAUAUUUGUGCCUUUGUUUGAGUCGAAUACAUUAAUAAAAACCGUUUUACAUCAAGCAAGUUUAUUAAAAAGACGAUACAAAUAUUUUCAGGAAUGAUAGAACACUUUAAUUGUUAUUUUGUUAAGAUUUGGUAUAGUGUCACUAAGUCAAGUUCAAUAGGUUCACGCAAUGAUUUUUACAGAUGUUUGGCAUUAAUGGCACUUGCUCAACAAGGAAAAACAAUUGAUGAGAACUUAUUGGAUAAUUAA